Protobothrops mucrosquamatus (brown spotted pit viper) is the source of this 4362-nucleotide messenger RNA. RefSeq names its product KIAA1671 ortholog. The record is from RefSeq and is a predicted model, not a curated record. The transcript has 10 exons. The coding region runs from base 1 to 4362 and encodes 1453 amino acids. NCBI's taxonomy places the organism in Eukaryota, Metazoa, Chordata, Lepidosauria, Squamata, Viperidae.
AUGGCCACACAAGUCGAAUUCGGCUCUGCCCUGACCUCCCUGGCCGGCAUAAGCGAGCCAAGGAACGAGGCCGCCUUCCGGCACUCCUUCAUCAGCCCGCUGUCUGACACCAGCCCCAGUUCUCUGGCCCCGCUCAUCCUGGAGGGCAGGAACAAGCUGGGGAAUCCCGUGGGUCCCGCCACCAUGCCCUCCACUGCGUCCAGGCCGCCUUGGACCCCCAGGCCGUUUUCCCGGGAGGCGUCUACCGACACGUUUGCUACGGUGAAACCGCCCAUCCCGGCACUCAAGCCCAGCAGCAGUACACCAAAGUCCCCCACCUUUGCCCAGAUCUUUGAAGACGCUCCCAGGGGAUCAACUGGAAAUGUACCACCGCUGCUGGAUCAAAAAUCAAUGGAAAGCCAACCCCCCAGGGAGCCGGUCGCCCACCUGCCCUUCUGCCUGAGUCCUCAGGCAAACACCGUCAUCCUCUUUGAAAGCAGAAGCCCUGCGCAGGGGAGGCCCGAGGAGGGAGGGUCCAAGGCCCAGGAGGGGCAGCUGCUACGCUCCCAGUCAGAGAAGUGGGCCCGAAGGCAGCCCUCCCUCUCCACGGACCCCAAGCCGGUCUCUUGGGCCCCUCACUGGAAGGAGGCCAUUGCGGGGGCCCCCAGGGGUUCAGCUAGCAGUGUUGAGCCACAGCAGUGUCCAACUCUGGCCGCUGAGACGCAUUCCCAGGCAGGAGGGAGACCAGCGGCCUCGGCUGGCUUUCGGGAAUCCUGGCAGGAACAGACGCAAUCGACUCCUCCGGCGGCUGCUUCCGGCCCAGGGACCCCAAAGCCGAGGCCGCUCUCCACCGAUCUCACAGGCAGAUUUGCAUCCCAGGAGGUCUCCUGGCAGAAGAAGCCUUGUCUGGCUGAAAGGAGAGAGACGAGCUUUCUGGCAGCCGGCGACCGGGCCCUGGAGGCCGCAGGAGCGAGGAGCGCAGCAGCCGGCUUAAGGGGGGCUGCCCCGGGAGUGAAAAGUGCCAGCCAGCUGCCUGAGUCUCCCCAAAGCUGUUUGUCCUCAGCUGCAGCUGGAGCAGCUCCCCCGGGCCAGGCUGUCCCGGAAGACUCGGGGCAGAACUCCAGAAAGGAGAAGAAGGUGCCCUGGGGGCUCGGAAGCCAGGGGGAGCCCAGUGUGGGGCAGCACAGCGCUAGCACAGGCCAGCCUUUGGGGGAAUGGGGAGAGGUCAGUCCCCAGGGGGCCGGCUUAAGGAACACCGACGCCUUGGGUGGCAAGCACAGAGGCUGCGGUAAAAAGACUGUCCCUCUCCUGGACCCAUCAGCCAAGCCUUGGGCUCCCAGCCCGAGCGAGUCCCUCUGCGGCAGCCCCGGACAGGAGCUCCGGAUGCUGAACAUCCAGCAGAGGAUUAAAGUGCUGACGGCAGAGAAUGCGGGCCUCAAGGCAGGAAGCCUGCGUGCCUCCUUCCGCUCACGGCCUCUUUCCACAGAUUUGACAAAGAUGUUUUCUGGCCCCGUGACUGCAAGUGAGCUGAAGCCCAAGAGGCAGCCUGAAUGGAACAGGAAGCCUGCUGGUGAAACACAAGGCGCUCCAGAGGACGAGACGCUGCCUGCGGGUGGAAAAGAUGUUGGAGAAGCCGGCAUGGCUGGCAGUCCCUGGAAGCCCCUGCUGCUGGCAAAAACACCGUCCAUAGAGGGUCCCCCCAAGAGAGAGGGCACCCUUGCCAAAGGCAGGCCAAACGCUUCUUCGCCUGGGAAAGACCCCGGCUUGGUCCUCAGCCCCAAAGCAAGAACGUUCUCCAGUUCUUCCACUGAAGAUGCCGGCCCUAAAACAGUCAGAGCCACCAUGUUUGAACAUCACGUGCAGAGACACAGCGUGGUGACCAGCCAGCUUGGCCCUGAACCGGCCUUGCUGUCACUGAUGGCGCCCUUUGGAGACUCGCCCUCCCGUGGCCAGGAAUCGGGGACGGAGAGAAUGCUGGGAGAUGGCCAGUCGGGCAAUGCUUCAGGGGGGGCCGGAGGAUCCAAAGUUCCCAGACCUUUCACCGAGGACGAAGGCUCUCCACUGUGGGCUGAAGAGCCCCCGAGGGAGAAGGAUGAGCAAAGUGCUUCAAAGGGCAUGGAGGAUUCCCUGCUGGCCCAGAGGAUCGAGCCCAGGUACGAGGUCCUGCAGACCGUGGGGGAGAGGGCCCAGAGCGAGGCGGUGGCCGCCAUCUCCGGAGGGAAGGCCGUCACUCUGCGCCGCCAGAGGCCUUUGAAGGAGAACCGGAGAGCCAGUGGAUAUGGCAGGAGCGAAGGCUGGAGCGAGGCUCCUGCCCCGGAAACCGGCCCGUUGAAGGACCUCCCUGCCUUUGGGAGCCAGGGUGCUUUCCCCGGAGAAGGAACCGGGCCAGACAGAAAUCGGGUCGGACAGCAGCCGGCCUCUGAGAAGGCAGCGUCCUUCAGGACGAAGGAGGACGGCAACUUUGCACCAUGGCUGGAGACCGAAAAGGAGAGGUGGCUUGCUCCAGCCGGUUUGAGGGAUCGCGUCCCGCGGAGGGCUGGAGCCAGGGUGCCCGGGGCCGAUGGCUGCGAAGGUCAGAAGACGAGUCCCCUGCAAAGUGGCAGCUGCCCAGGGCUCCUCUUCGGCCUGGACCUGAAGCCCCCUCAGGGCUCUGAAGGACAGAAGCUGCGCUUGGCCGGAUACGGAGCCCAAGAACAGUGGGAGGGCACGGCGGAAGGGAAGGAGUUGCGAGGAGCCGGCAUCGAAGUGAGGUGGACGAGCAGCUUCCGUAACGUUUCUGCCCCCAAAGGUUCAGACCGGUGGCGAAGGAAGACUCUGCCCCACAGCGCUGCCAGGCCUGAGGGCCUGGGGGAGCCCCCUCAAGACCCUGCCGAACUAGCCAGCCGAAGCGACGCCCUGCAUCUGAUGGAUGGUGCAGCUGCCAAGGGAAGCCCCCAGGCCCUCCGUGGACUAGGCCCCAGGCAGGCGGAGGUCACCUCUCCCAGCAGCCCAAAGAAGCCGCUCUCUCCUUCAGAGCCCAAGGCCACGUAUUUCGCAGUCACCUGCCAAAUCUCGGGGGAGGAGGAGAUCAAUAACCAGCCUGGGAGAGCUGCGGCUGUGGCUCCUCCUGUGAGUGCUUCCAGGAGAGCUGGUCCCUCCAAUGGCCAGCGCAGGGAGUGCUUUUCGGAGGGAGGGAGCUCUCCAGGCAGGCCUCUUAGCUGGCACAGGGGAGAAAGAGGCGCCGCCUCGGACCGUUCGGUGACGGGGGCUUCUCGGGAGCCACUGACCGAGGCCAGAGACCAGGGGCAGGAGCUGCUGCAGAGACAGCUGGAGGCGGCGGCGGCGGCGGAAGGGCGUCUGGCCAGAGCUGACCCGCCCUUCUGUCCUGGGACAAGGUCUCCUCCUUACCUGGCACCCCUCCAGCAGGAUAGCCAGCCGAAGAGAUCCGGUGCGCUCGAUUUCGGCAGAGCGGGAGAGAAAGCCCCCGACCACUACAGGUCGAGAGUGGUCGACAUUGAUGAGCUGAUGGCAGAAUAUGGGGGAGAGUCCCAGAAGCUUUGGCUGGAUGUGCGCCCAGCAGCCCGUUUGCGGAGGUCUCCCUGGGGUGCCGUGGGUCAGCGGGGCUUGGCUGAGAGGAACAGGGUGGGGGGCUGCCUGACCCGGGACAUGGAGUUUUAUUACUGCCCAAGUUGCUGGAAACCCCUGUGCAGCCUCUGGGACCAUUUGAAGGAGUGCUUCGGCCGGCCAUCAGCAGAGGCCAGGGACACCGACGUCCUCGUGCAGGAGGCCGACAGCAGGUAUGGCACCUGGGGUGACCAGCGGCACAGUGGAGACAGUUUCACCCCGGAGUCCCCUUCCUGGGAGGGCAGCGUGGCCCCUGCGCAGAAGCCGUCCCCCGGCCACCGAGCCUCCUUGUACUCAUCUCAGAGGGACCUGGCCACUGCCGCUGACCAGCAGGAGUCAUCCAGGGAGCAGAGGAGCCCCAGCCUGGGUGAUUCCAGCCCAGAUGCAGAUUCGGCGUCUCCCCCCACGGAGAAGGCCAGCCCGGACUUCUCCUUCCUGGAGCAAACCCCCCGCCUGGACUCGGGGACCCAGAAGAGCCGGGUCCUGCUGGGCAAAAGACGGCAGCAGCAUCGGGCCCCCAUCUCCCGCAUCCUCAGGAGGGGUGCCAGUGCCCAGCCGACCCCGUUCUCCUCUGCGGCGGAGGGAGCAGCCAGCGCCUGGAUGUUCAGGGACUCCACAGAAGAGAAGCCCCCCAGGAGGAACAAAGAGGAGGAAGAGGAGCCCCCUGCAGCAGAGAGGCAGCUCCGUGCCCAGUCCCGGCUGCCACUCUUUCCGGGCCUGGCCCCCUCCGCCCUCAAGGUCGAAGCCAUGACUGGCCAGAGGAGGAGCUGCCUUAACUGA